This is a messenger RNA of Ceutorhynchus assimilis (cabbage seed weevil), 4965 nucleotides long. The record is from the annotation of a GenBank genome assembly. Lineage: Eukaryota; Metazoa; Arthropoda; Insecta; Coleoptera; Curculionidae.
GAGAAAUUUUUAUGAUGCAAUUAGGGGUGUGUAGGGAUGCGUGAUGCGAUUUUUUUUUUCGUGUAGCUCAGAUAGUAAAUAUGAUAGGGUAACAAGCGAAAAUAAAGGGUUUGAGAAAUUUCAGUGCCAAUUAGCUAAAAAGGAGUUUUUAUUGUUAUUGUUUUGUGUCAUGUGUGGUUGAAAAAGUUAGGUUUCUGAGUGUUUUUUUUUCUGGUAUUUUGGGGUGAGGUGUUUGAAGAUUUUCACGAAUUACGGCGGCAUUUGAUAGAGGCUAAAUGCACUAGAUUCGCACAAUUACAACCCAAUAAUGGAUUACAUAAGGGAAUUUGAUAUACAACUGGAAAGAGAGCAUUACUAUGCAGGAGAAACGGUUUGUGGAAACGUUAUCCUGGAUACGGUGGAAAAUUUUAAAUUACGAUCAAUAAGGGUAAUUUUACGAGGAAAAGCUCAUGCCGAAUGGAAAGUGAUGCUCUCAGGAGAUAGAAGAAUAGUCAAAGGAGAUCAAUAUUUCAUGGACCAAAGGCAAACAAUAUGGGGCGAGAAAAAUUUUGAGAGUACAAUUCCAAUAUUACCCAGAGGCGUACACAAAUUUCCAUUUAGAUUCACCCUUCCUGAAUCCGCUCUACCAUGUUCAUUCGAAAGCAGAGCAGGACAGAUUAGAUACUUUUUCAAAGUCACCAUAGACAUACCUUAUGCCAGUCCACCGCAAGGAAUGAAAUAUUUUACAAUAAUCGGACCUCAUAUUGAUUGUAUGGACGAAAAUUACUUGAAACCUACAAUUCUGGAAAGCCGGAGAUCGACAUGUUGUUGGUGCUGCAAAAAGGGCACUGUGUCCUUAAGAUCGGUCUUGGAGCGAUCAGCAUAUGCUUGCAGGGAAAGCAUUAAACUCAAGGCUACCAUCGACAAUCAGGGUGAAGAAGAAGUCAGAUUAAGAAUCAGAUUAGAACAAAUUUGUGAAUAUUUCAUAGACCGAGGCGUUUUAGGAGUGUCGAAAGAUCUUAAAAAUGUUGUUCUCGAAUAUAGAGGUAACCCUGUGAAACCUCAAAAACGAAUCAAAUGGGAUAGUGGUAAUGUUUUGGUAAUACCUCCUGUACCUACCACAUUAGUGAAUAUUUGUCGACUGGUACAAAUUUAUUAUGUUUUGACGGUAAGUUUGGAUACCGAGAAAGAGCCGGACUUGGUUUCAGUGAGCAUGCCUCUUACCAUUGGCACUGUACCAUUUAGGAUACCCAACAGCGAUAAACGACCAGUGAUUAAAUAUGAGCAUGCUUGUUCACAUGUCGAGGGUGGUCAAUAUCUUGCUCCAGAUUUUCUAUUAGGGCAAGUUUAUGACGGUAACGAACAUUAUUUGAGGGAACCAAUAGUCCUUUACAAACCUGUAUACGUCACAGUGGACAAAUCUGAAGACAAAUGAAAAAAGACAAUGCAAUAAUAUUUUGUAUCACAGGGUAAAAAAAAGACGUUAUAUGUUUUUUUGUAUGCAGGGUGAUUUUAUGAGAAAAAUCAUUCAUCUGAGAUUGAUAUUUUGAUCGGUGAAGAAUUUUCUAUAGGAAUCACCACGCAUUUAUCGUUCCCUAUGCCUACGUAAGUUAUCCAAGACUGAAUAAACUAACCCUUACAAUAUAAUGUAUAAGGAUUUUUGAUUAAGUUUUUUUUUUCGUAUUUAAUUGUUGCUUUUGAUCCCUACAGUAUUGACAAUCUUGUUUUAGAACAUUUUUCUCCCUCAUGCAGUUUACCCUAAACACAUUAAUGCCGAAAUUUUCUUAUAUUGGAUAUUAAUUUACAUAUUAGGAGGAUCAAAAUGCUCUGAUCUUAAGGGCGCUUGGCAAGCAAAUUGUUAUAUGCUCGUUCCACUUAGGUAGCCAGACGUUUUUAAAGGUGUGCAUUUUGCAUCACUACAAAGACCUGAUUUUGAUAUUAGAAAUAAUAGUUUCCAAUCUCUGGAAAUUUGACAGAGUAGCGGACUUCAGCCUUUUUUUGUUAGGUAUAUGGGAAAACUUGAUUUUUUGUGGUGUACUUGGCUAAUGAAAUUAAGAACCACUGUUUGAAGAUAAAAUCUUCAAAUGAAGAAUUUGAUGUGUUGUCAUCAUCCAAGGUUCAAUCUGUCAAAUUUCCAAGGAUAUGGAUGCCAGAAAAAAGUGAACCGAGACUAGGCGUCAGCUCAUGUACCGUACCACCCAAUUUACUUGAUACCGCAUCAAUUCCCGUGCAAUAAUUAUUUUAUAAGGAUAUAUUUACCUAUACAUUUUUGAUUUUAAUUACCAACAUCAACUAUGCACAAAAAUAUGAAAUUUACUUAUAGCAAUUUUAAUGUGUCAACUAUAAUAUAUUUAGGAAUUAUUGUGUCAAUAAAGCAUCAAAAGAAUUUCCACAAAAUGGAUUACUUAAGGGUUCUUAUGAAAAACCUAUAGGAAAAUAUGCAUAUAGUAGACUGAUUUAAUGUUUUAUACCUACUAUAUAUUAUAUUACAAAUAUUUGUAGUGUUAAAUUGGAUAUUUUAUAAGGAAAUUGUUGUCUUUUGAAACUUAUAUAGUAUUUUAAGUUUAGGUGUGCAAUGUGUAAAGUAACUUGUAUUAAAAAUUGGUUUUUCUGGUACCCAACCAUAUGUUUAUUUAUCAAUUUAUUGAAUAAAUCGAAUAAUAAUCGCCUAAAAAUAAAUAAAAAUUAUUAAUUAAAAUACAACAAUAAAUAAACCUAUAGUAAUAUUGUAAACGAAUUAUUUUAUAUCGAAAGUUUUUUGAAUAAAAUUCAUUUUAGAGAUUAGAAUAAUCUACAUAUUAUAUAUGUAUAGUAAUUUAGAGUAUAAGAGUUUCCUGGUAUUUAUGCUUUAAAGGCCACUUGGUCUCAAAAAUUUGACAGAGAAUAAAGAGACCCAAAUAAAACAAUGGUUGUUGAAUCUCUUAAAAAAGUAAAGUAGAAAUUAGAUAUUAAAAAAUUCAAUAUUGUGUACUUCCUUUAUUUGUGAUACCUUUUAGAAUUUAUACACUUCUAUUUGUAUCAUUUUUGUGUAUGCUCAAUUUUGCGAAAUAUGAAAAUAUAUUCUUUUCCGUUUGUGAAGCAGUUAAUUUAAGACGAGCGUUGCAGUUGUUUUGUUGAAAAUUAAAUUAAGGCUUGAUUAUGAAGGAUCAGUCGAAACACUCUGAACCAAACAUCAUUCGAUCACGAUCUCAGGUCCGCUCAACUGUCCAAUAUGCAAAAUUCGUUUGUGUGCAACGCCCUUUAUCAGAAACGUUCAGUCGAUGUUAUCGUUUUGAAAAUAUAGCAAACAAUUAUUUUGGCUUGUUUAGAUGUAUAAUGGGAAAAAAAUUAUGCAUUUAUGAAAAAUCUAAUAUAAUAAUUAUUGUUAAAAAUAUUAGAAAAAAUCGUGUAUUGAUGUUAUUUACAAUAAAAAUAAAUUUAAUAGCUCAAAGUACACUUUUUAGCCCAAAUAAAUGGUUACAGUUUUAACGCUCAAUAAGCACUGACAUUAUGUAUUAGACAAAAAAUCUGUCACAUCGAGCAAGUGCUGAAUGAGUAUUGAAAUUGAACAAUAUAUGUUUAGAAUAAAUACAUUUAUUGUUAUUGUUACAAAAGUAUUAUUAUGAGGCAAAAUAAAUGUUUAUAAUUACGCUGAUUUUUCAAUUAUUGCCCUGUUUAGGAAACUCUCAAAAGGGCUUUUUGCCUAUUUUAGUUUGUGUAGAGCAAUCUACAAAGUUCGAUUGUGCCUACAUUUUUCAUUAGCGACUUUUUCCGUUUAUCAUAUACGCACACGUCACUUGCUAGAAGCAGCUGCAUUUUUAUGCUGCCUUGUUCCGAGAUUUUAAAAAUAAUAUAUUCUCGACUGCAGAGUAGACAACGCACACUCUCGCUACGCGACCCGUAUAAAUUCGUGUCGUAUCGGACGGUUCGGUCAAUACAACGAAACUGCCCCUAUUUUACUGUCCUAAGAAGCUACAGAGUACUCUGCUACAGUCAACACGCUUCAGUUAUUGGACCAGAACCCAGAGAACCAACAGAAACCCUUGUCAAAGGUAAGUGAUCUGUGCGUACCGGGCUCAAACAUUUAUUUCAUUUUCUCUCAAAUCAUACAGUCCACUAAACAAUUUUCAUAUUUUCCGCAACAUGCCCUUUUAAUCUAAAAUUAAAACACUUUGUAUGUAUGUAUUUUUUAUAUUAAAUAUUAAUUUCCAAAGCAAUAAAAUGCAGCAAAUACAAAAAAACAAACAUUUCAAUUUCAAAUUCUAAUACUCCUAAUAAAGAGCCAAUAAAGUAUUAUAAGUAGACUUUGAGCAAAAACGUAAAUUGAUCAAAAACUAACAGAAGUGAUGAAACGAUUAGGAAUACAAUAUCAUCGUUUUUAUUCCAUGUUAACUUUUAGUCACUCUUUUAAGAUAAAUAAAGUUUUUUUGGUAUAUUUCCUCUAAUAUUCAUAACGGUCAUAGUAAUCGUUUCAUCACUAGACUUAAAAUAAUUUUUUUUCUAUGUUCAAUGCUCUUUAUCAAGACAUAAACAACAUAAAUAUUGAUAUAAAAAAAAAUCUGAGCAAAGCGUAAAAAGACCACUUCACAUAUACAACUUGAAGGCAGUUCAAGGCAAUAUUAUCAACAUUUGAAGAAUUUUUAAAAUCCUUCAAAAAGGCACCUUUUUAAAAUACUAAAAACUACCUAGGGCCAGUACUUUUUCUCUCAGUUAACUACUUUAAUAAGCUGUUGAGGGAUUUUCACCAACAGCGUUUCAAAUUUAUUAAUUGGGAGCAAAAGUACCAGCGGACCCUAAAAUAUUACCUACUUGAAACCUGGUAGUACCAAGUUCAACAAAAUCCUAAAAACUAUUAGGCUGCAGCGGUGCAGCUAAGCUGAUGCCUCCACAACUGAGAGGCUGGUACCAUGUGAGAGCAAAAUUCGCAAGGCAACUCUUCGCUAUCAGGACUGUCGGCUCUAGGGGGAGUCCUCAUUCUAGGAGCUUCGUAAACGGGAGUGUAGUCGU